Molecule: messenger RNA, 1662 nt
Organism: Cajanus cajan (pigeon pea)
Lineage: Eukaryota; Viridiplantae; Streptophyta; Magnoliopsida; Fabales; Fabaceae
Source: RefSeq, a predicted model, not a curated record
UACUGAUCAUAAAGUCAUAUAUCUCCCCCACAGGAAGAACCACAUGUUCCUCUCAAAGCCUCGCUCUUAAGAGCCCUUCUCACAUGUCACAUACACCUUGUUCUAAAAACCAUCAUUUGUUAGGCUGAAGAAACUUCGAUCCUUUCUACAAUGAGCAAACUCAAAACCCAAAGAAAACAAACCAUUACCAAACAUGUCAGCCAAAACCAAAACCAAGUGCCACAGAAAACAGAGAAACAACCUUCAUGGGUGGUAAGAGGCCUAUUGGCUUGUAGAAAUGUCCAAAUCCAACAACACCAUCAUCAGCAGAAGGAAGCAAAAUCGCCCCCAGAAGAAAAACAACAUGGCAAAAAACAAGAACAGCGAAAGCUGCAAGAGGAACGAGUCUCAGAAGAGAACAGCAAGAAGUGCAAGAAGAUGAAAUGCUCAGGCUCACUUUGUAACAACACUAAGAUCACGGAAAAGUCUGACACAGCAACCCCGGAUAUCCACAAGAAAAGGUUGUCACUAAGUGGAUGCAACAACAACAACAACGAUGCUUCCAGCAGAUCCAUGAAAGCACCUCUUAAUGAAAUCAAUGGACCCGUGUCUGCCUCCUCUUCUUCACUGUCAGCAUCUUCAACUUCUUCUGGCGGUGGCUCUUUCAGGUCAAUGCCAUUCAGGAGACUCUCCGGUUGUUAUGAGUGUAGAAUGGUGGUAGACCCGGUUCUUGGCUUCACUAGAGACCCUUCUCUUAGGAGCAGCAUUUGUUCUUGCCCUGACUGUGGUGAGAUCAUGAAAGCUGAAAGCUUGGAACAUCACCAGGCUGUCAAACAUGCAGUUUCUGAGCUGGGUCCAGAAGACACGAGCAAGAACAUAGUCGAAAUAAUAUUCCACUCGAGCUGGCUGAAGAAGCAAUCUCCAGUGUGCAAAAUAGACCGCAUCCUGAAGGUCCAUAACACUCAGAAGACCAUAAGCAAAUUCGAAGAGUACAGAGACUCCAUAAAAGCCAAAGCCACGAAACUCUCAAAGAAACACCCUCGAUGCAUAGCAGAUGGCAACGAGCUACUCAGGUUCCACUGCACCUCCUUUGCGUGCUCCCUAGGCCUAAACGGGUCCUCCAACUUGUGCCACUCGAUACCACAGUGCCACGUGUGCAGCAUAAUCAAGCAUGGGUUCAAGGUCACCGGAGGAACCGGUAUCUUGACGACGGCAACGAGUGGGAGGGCUCACGACAAGGCGUGUGUGGACGAGAGUGAGGACAAGAGGGCAAUGCUGGUUUGUCGGGUGAUAGCAGGCAGGGUGAAGAAGAAUGCAGAAGGUGGCAUGGAGGAGUAUGAUUCUGUUGCAGGGGCUGUUGGGGCCUAUUCUAAUUUGGAUGAGUUGUUUGUGUUUAAUCCACGAGCUAUAUUGCCUUGCUUUGUUGUAAUCUAUAGAGGCUUUUGAUAUGUGGUGCUGUUGCUUUUUCCAUAUAUCAGUUUAUUUGCUUUGUUAGAUCUUUCAAGUUAUGGCAUCAUCUAGUUAAUUAAUUAAUUCGUUGGUGCUUUGUGGGGGGAGUAUAGAUCGGUCUCGGAUCAUUUUUGUAUCACCCCCUCUCCAAUCCAUGUCAGACUUAAUCUAUGACUGUAUAUUACUACAGCAAUUAUUAACGCCAUAUUUUUCUUUUUGGUUGUAUAUUAACUG